Molecule: messenger RNA, 516 nt
Organism: Macrosiphum euphorbiae (potato aphid)
Lineage: Eukaryota; Metazoa; Arthropoda; Insecta; Hemiptera; Aphididae
Source: the annotation of a GenBank genome assembly
AUGGACGGUGAUACGUUUUUCGAUUGGUUGAAAAACGUAUUACCGUUACUCGAUGAUAAUUGUGUAAUCGUCAUGGACAACGCCUCUUACCAUUCUGUCAAAUCUGAAUUGUGCCCAACAUUAGCUUGGAAAAAAUGUGACAUAGAAAAGUGGUUAGAAGAGAAGGGUGAAACUUUUGAAAGGCCAAUUAUAAAACCUCGACUGAUGGAAAUUGUUAAUAGAAUCAAACCUCAAUACAACAGCUAUGUGAUUGAUGAGUACGUAAAAUCGCAUGGUAAGGAAGUAUUACGUUUACCUCCUUACCAUUGCGAACUCAACCCAAUAGAGUUGGCGUGGGCAUUUGUAAAAAAACACGUCAAAAUGAACAACACUACAUUUAAACUCGCCGAUAAAGAAGAAGAACGAUUUUGGGAAAUUGAUUUUGUUGUGGACGACGUCUUGGAGAGCAUGGGUUCACUUGUAUUGACCAUUACUGGUGACACAUCAAAUUCCGAAUCAGAGGAAGAUUCAUUCUGA